UGAGAACUUUGCACUGCAGAGACUGCACCUGGCAGCUCGGCAGCCGUCACCAUGCCACAAAAUGAAUAUAUCCAGUUAUAUAAGCGCUAUGGAUAUCGUUUGGAUUACCAUGAGAAAAAGAGAAAGAAGGAACGUCGAGAAGCUCAUGAACGUUCAAAGAAGGCAAAAAAGAUGAUUGGUCUGAAAGCUAAGCUCUACCAUAAACAGCGCCAUGCUGAGAAAAUACAAAUGAAAAAGACUAUUAAGAUGCAUGAAAAGAGAAACACAAAACAGAAGAAUGAUGAAAAGACUCCACAAGGAACAGUACCCACAUAUCUACUGGACCGAGAGGGACAGUCUCAAGAUAAAGUACUUUCCAAUAUGGUUAAACAGAAACAAAAAGAGAAAGCGGGAAAGUGGGAGGUCCCUCUGCCCAGAGUUCGUGCCCAGGGAGAAACAGAAGUAUUAAAAGUUAUUCGAACAGGAAAGAGAAAGAAGAAAGCCUGGAAGAGGAUGAUUACUAAAGCCUGCUUUGUUGGAGAUGGCUUUACUUGAAAACCACCUAAGUAUGAAAGAUUCAUUAGGCCAAUGGGAUUACGUUUCAAGAAGGCUCAUGUAACACAUCCUGAACUGAAAUCCACCUUUUGCUUGCCAAUGCUUGGUGUAAAGAAGAAUCCCUCAUCCCCACUGUAUACAACUUUGGGUGUUAUUACCAC
Molecule: messenger RNA, 695 nt
Organism: Cervus elaphus (red deer)
Lineage: Eukaryota; Metazoa; Chordata; Mammalia; Artiodactyla; Cervidae
Product: ribosome biogenesis protein NSA2 homolog
Exons: 1
Coding region: 52-534 (160 amino acids)
Biological process (GO): maturation of 5.8S rRNA; maturation of LSU-rRNA
Cellular component (GO): preribosome, large subunit precursor; nucleolus
Source: RefSeq, a predicted model, not a curated record